AGCAGCGUUUCGAUUUCUCCGCAACGUGGUGGUGUCUUCGCGAUCGGCAACAUCGGCGUCAUUCUCAAGGCAGCACAGCUGUUAGUCGUGUGUACACGUUAGUCCACGUGGUCGCGUUUUGUGAACCAUCACAAAUGCACGGAUUACAUUAGUCGUUAAAUCAUGCAUCGCGACGUAGAUCUGGAAAUCGAUCCCGUUGGAAGGAAAUCUGAUCGCGCAAACUUUUAAGUUAUUGCUUCUGCGUGAUUUGCAAAUAUCUUUGCUGGUUCUCAGUGAGACGUGAGCGAUUAAAUAUAUUGUAAAUUGAUUGUGAUAACCAUCGAAUCUCUCAAUUUCCGUCGAGAUUGUGUGAGAAGAGACACGCCUCUGUAAUUUUUAAUUCUCGAUGGUAACUUCUUUAUUUUUAAUAUUGGAUUAUGUUGAUAUUUUAUUGUGAUUGAUACAACAUAUGCAAUAUUAAAAUCAAUGCAACAUAUGCUAAAAAUCACAGAUGAACCUUUACUUAUAAGAUAUAUAUCUCUAAAGAGAAUACUGAAGCAAAAUAAUUUUGCAGUAGAAAGUCAACUUUGAAGUUAAUUUUUUAAAGCAAGAUUUUGAAGAGAAAGCAAGAUAUCGAACUAGCUAGCUGAUAAAUAAUGUUAAAAGAGACUGAAGAACAACAUGAUGUCAAAUCUAUAGAUCCUUCAAUCGAAGAUCUUUUUUUGUUCAAUAAUUUUUAAUUAAAUUUUUAAUUAAAACAAUAAUUUUAAUAGCCAUAUGAUUUUCAUGAGAACUAAAGAAAGCAGUUGUUUCUAAUUUGUAGAUUUAGAGACAUUAGUUAUUAUUUCUGAAACUUUCAACAAACUUUUUGACUCAUAUUCUUCUUGAAAAUUAUAGAGAAUUUAAACGAAAAGUUUAUCUUAAAGAAAAUUACGAAAAUCAGUACUGGAGUACUCUAUUUUGAAAUUUAUCUUCCUCAUCAAACUUUUGUGGCACGUAUCGAAUCAAGAGCUUGGAAUCGAAUUUUGAGAUAAGCUUUCGAAUCUCCCGGAGGAGGACCAUGAAAAACAACAUGGCGAAUCCUGAACAAUCUGUAAAUCCAGCAACUACCCAAUCGCGCGGGAAAGUUUGCCAGGAGCAUAGCGAAGAGAAUUGUCCAAGCGAGAACGAACGUGAAUUCGAAUCGCUAGAAUACGAGGAGGAUGCAUAUUACUCAAAGCUGACAACGACACCGAGUUUCGACGACAUCGACGAACUCGACGACGAAGAGGUGGACGAGCUAGUGGUCCACUGCUGGCGCGACUCCAACGGCGAGAUCGACGAGAUCGUUGUGGACGACGGCAACCUGUCUGUCGAGACGGAAUUCCUGCAGGGAGAGUCACAUGACGGCCGCAAGAAAAAGAAGAAGCGAUCGAUUCGCGUGAUCUUCCAGGACUUCUCCAAACCCUACCUCGCCAAGAUCAGCAACAGUCAGAACUACAAGAAAUUCCUCGAGUUAAUAAAAGGUGAAGACGCCUCGCUCCACUCGGCCGGCUCUCUGUCGCCGUCAUCGGAUAACAUGGCGAACGAGCUUCAAGGACUUUCCUUAGAGGAACAGGAACAGCAAAGGGCCAAAUGGAGCGCUGAAUUAACAAAGAUUGAAGAAGAAAUAAAUACUCUGAGACACGUUCUCGCCAACAAGAUCAAGGUUUCGCAGGAUCUGAAGAGGAAGCUUGGCAUUAGCGUCUGGAAGGAGCUCACCGACGAUGUCAAUCAGGGUAUCAAGAAUGUUAAGGAAAGCCACGUUUAUCAGAACGUCGGCGAGACAUUCGGUCGUUUAACCAGGACAAUCUCCGCGAACAGUUUAUACCAAAAAACAGAGUCUGUACUCAAGUCUACGGCUGAGAAGACGACGAGUAUUUUGGGUGGUUUUGGUAGUGGCAUUACCAUGAAAUUGGGUCAGAUGCGUAAUUCCGACAGCUUCCGAUCGCUGGAGGAAAGGGUUGGAUCUGCCUGCGAGAACAUCAAGACGAAAGUCGUGCCUUCGAGAUCCGGUUCGACGCAGAGCUUCGACGAGGCUCUUCGGGAGUCCGAGGCAAUGAGGCGCUCGUCCGCGGCACCGUCGGUCACCAGCCCGACCAUCCCCGAGGAUAAGAUGCUCUCUUAGAGUUCGAAACCGCGCGAAAUUCGUGCGUCUCCUCCGCGCGAUACAAAGUGCUGAUACCGCGCUAUAUUAUUACUGCGUUCGUCUAUUGCAAUCGCUUUAGCGGGCCAAAUGACGACGUAUCCGUGCAUGUCGGAUCCGAUUCAAGUCAUUCGAUACUUCGCUCAAUCGGCCGCGAGCACGAUCGUCCAAGUACUAUCCUACCUAUUCUCUAUCCAAUAAAAAAAAAAUAUAUUUUUCUUGCACGCCAUUCUCCACGCCUUUUCCCUCGCAGGAUCGCCUUUCUCCGGGCCACUUUCAGGACAUCCCCAACGCAAAGUGUCCCACGCGAUUUUUAUACUCUGUACUAAAGAACGGGUACUCAAGACGAUCUGUUUUCCAAACAAUGAAAUGCCUUUUGGAAUUUUUUUAUAAUUAAUAAAUAUAAUUGUGAUUUGUAAAUACAAUAAAAUAUAUUUGGGGCUCGAAUCGGAGCUGAUUAUUUAUGCGUGCCGCGAGAGAAACCUAAUUUUGGAUGAAAUUGCGAAAAAGAGAAAUUUACGACAUGGUUUCCCCUAUAAUUUUCAUCGUCGCGCGAUAUACAUUUGUCGAUAGUUCUUUUUUUUUCUUUCGUUGUUAGAGCAAUGUAUUAAGUCAAUUUAAAUCUUUCUGUAUGCACUUAUAUCUCUGCAAAUAUUCAUAAUUUUUGACACUCGGAGUUUCAUUGCGUAUUACCGGUGUCCUGAAUCAAUCUAAUUGAGCUGCCAAAAGCAACAGUCUUCAACGAUUUAUGACCCGUCCACUGACAAUAUUUUACACUGUAUACUUAACGGAACUUCUCACCUACUAUGCAGAUUUAAUUAAUGCGAGUCAUUCGAAAUAUUCAAUCCGCCAAAAGGCAUAUCUAAUCAAAAUCUCGAAAACGGAAAAACACAUCGCUAUAUAUAGCCUUUAUUUUUUCUAUUUAUCUAAUUACAGAAAAUUGUAGCAGAUUGACAGGAUUAUUAUAUAAAAAAGUCAUGCUAAUGAAACUUGUUACAAAUAAUGAAAUCAAAUCGCGAUAAUAUAAAUGAAGAACGGUUUUCCAUGUACCGUAAAUGAUUUUGUCGCAAAUUAUGCAGAAUGAGUCAUGGAAGCAAAACGUUCUUUAAAAAAGAAUUUUUUUUUAAGGAAACCGUUCAACAAUUCUGUUUUCUAUCGACUUAUUCUGUACAUUAGACUAUGAGUGGGAAUUUCUCGUGAUUUCACGAAUGGUAUUUUUUAAAUGCGCGGAUCUAAUUGGAUUUGCAAAUAUAAACGAAAUUCGAGAGAUAUUUUGUAUUCUAGCUUUUCGGAUGGAUUAUCGACGAUGCAUAGUAGUACAUGUGUUCUUGUUAACAUUAAUACGCAAUAAUUUACACGUGAAUCUACGAAAGUAAAACUCGUGCGAGCACGUGCAUUGUAAUCGUGAAUGUGAUUGAUUGUUAAUAACGACAAUUGGCCGUGAUUCGUCGAUAAUGUCUACUGCAUAACACCUUGUUCAUAUUGAUAAAUAAAUUAUUUUAAAUGCUAAAA
Molecule: messenger RNA, 3655 nt
Organism: Wasmannia auropunctata (little fire ant)
Lineage: Eukaryota; Metazoa; Arthropoda; Insecta; Hymenoptera; Formicidae
Exons: 6
Coding region: 1040-2125 (361 amino acids)
Cellular component (GO): cytoplasm
Source: RefSeq, a predicted model, not a curated record